Molecule: messenger RNA, 3431 nt
Organism: Aspergillus nidulans FGSC A4
Lineage: Eukaryota; Fungi; Ascomycota; Eurotiomycetes; Eurotiales; Aspergillaceae
Product: a-pheromone processing metallopeptidase Ste23
Exons: 2
Coding region: 1-3303 (1100 amino acids)
Biological process (GO): proteolysis
Cellular component (GO): cytoplasm
Molecular function (GO): metal ion binding; metallopeptidase activity
Source: RefSeq, a predicted model, not a curated record
AUGACAAUGAGGUCGGCAGAGCGCCUGACGGAGGGGCUGGAGAAGCCUUCUCUGGAUGACCGCUCUUACAGGGUUAUUCAGCUGCCUAAUAAGCUUGAGGCUCUGCUGGUUCAUGACCCGGAGACGGACAAGGCUGCUGCGGCGAUGGACGUUCACGUGGGAAGCUUCAGUGACCCGGCAGAUUUACAGGGUCUUGCUCACGGGCUGGAGCACAUGCUGUUCAUGGGAACUGAAAAGUAUCCCGUAGAGAACGCAUACAACCAGUACCUGGCGUCUCACUCCGGGUCAUCUAAUGCCUAUACCGCCGGUACCGAGACCAAUUACUUCUUUGAGGUGUCUGCUACAGGUGCGACGGGGGAGUCGAGCGGCCAAGUCACGCCUAAUGGAACCACAAAUGGCACUUCCGCGGAAUCUAAGAGCAAUGGACCUUCACCACUGUAUGGCGCGCUCGAUCGGUUCGCACAGUUCUUUAUUUCGCCACUUUUCUUAGAGAACACACUAGACCGCGAGAUGCAGGCAGUAGAUUCAGAAAACAAGAAGAAUCUGCAGAGCGAUCUGUGGCGUUUGAUGCAGCUCAACAAGUCGCUAUCCAACCCCGAUCACCCCUACAAUCAUUUCUCAACUGGAAAUCUUCAAACAUUAAAGGAGGAGCCGCAGAAACGCGGCGUUGAAAUCCGCAAUGAGUUUAUGAAAUUCUAUGAGAAACAUUAUUCUGCCAACAGGAUGAAGCUGGUGGUAUUGGGCCGUGAAUCAUUGGAUGAAUUGGAAAAGUGGGUAUCAGAGCUGUUCGCUGGUGUCAGUAAUAAGGACCUGCCACAGAACCGGUGGGAUGGCAUCCCGAUCUGGCUGCCAAACGACAUGUGCAAACAGAUCUUCGCUAAACCGGUGAUGGAUACGCGGUCGGUGGAUAUCUACUUCCCGUUCUUGGACGAGGAAAAGCUGUAUGAGUCGCAACCGAGCCGAUACAUUAGCCAUCUUAUUGGCCACGAAGGCCCCGGUAGUAUCCUGGCAUAUAUCAAAGCAAAGGGAUGGGCGAAUGGGUUAUCUGCCGGUGUGAUGCCGGUUUGCCCUGGAGCUGCAUUCUUUACUGUUUCUGUUCGGCUGACGCAGGAAGGACUACAGCAGUACCAGCAGGUUGUAAAGGUGAUAUUUGAGUACAUUGCAAUGAUCAAAGAACGCGAGCCUGAGGCAUGGAUUUUCGAGGAGAUGAAGAACCUGGCCGAGGUGGAGUUCAAGUUCAAGCAAAAGUCGCCUGCCAGCCGCUUCACGAGCCGCCUGAGCAGCGUCAUGCAGAAGCCUCUGCCGCGGGAAUGGCUACUUAGUGGGUCGCUCCUCAGGAAGUUCGACCCGGAGGCGAUCAAGAAGGCCCUCUCAUACCUUCGUGAGGACAACUUCAAGUUGAUUGUUGUUGCGCAAGACUACCCAGGCGACUGGGACACUAAGGAGAAAUGGUACGGAACUGAAUACAAGGUCGAAGAUGUUCCCAAGGACUUCAUGUCCGGCAUUCGGGCGGCGCUGGACACUACUCCGGAAACACGCCUGAAGGAGUUGCAUAUGCCCCAUAAGAACGAGUUCGUUCCCACUAGGCUCUCGGUGGAGAAGAAGGAGGUGUCCGAGCCUCAGAAGACGCCCAAGCUCAUCCGCCACGACGACCACGUCCGCCUCUGGUUUAAGAAGGACGACCGAUUCUGGGUUCCCAAGGCUACUGUCUUUGUUACUCUUCGGAACCCUCUGGUUUGGGCUACACCCGCCAACCUCGUGAAGUCGAAGCUGUACUGUGAGCUCGUGAGAGAUGCUCUGGUUGAAUAUUCCUACGACGCAGAACUCGCUGGCUUGGAUUACCAUCUCUCCGCCAGCAUCUUUGGGCUUGAUAUCUCCGUCGGAGGCUACAACGAUAAGAUGGCUGUGCUCCUGGAAAAGGUCUUCACAAGCAUGCGUGACCUUGAAAUAAACCCAGACCGCUUCCGGAUCAUCAAGGAGCGUCUGACCCGUAGUUAUAAGAAUGCAGAGUAUCAGCAGCCGUACUACCAGGUUGGAGACUACACUCGGUAUCUGACUGCGGAGCGAGGUUGGCUCAAUGAGCAGUACGCCGCCGAGCUCGACCACAUCGAGGCCGAGGACAUCAAAUGUUUCUUCCCUCAGAUCCUGCGCCAGAACCAUAUCGAAGUUCUGGCGCAUGGUAACAUCUACAAGGAGGACGCUCUGCGAAUGACUGAUACUGUGGAGUCUAUCCUAAACAGCCGAACUCUGCCUCAGUCCCAGUGGUACGUCAGGCGCAAUGUGAUCAUUCCGCCGGGAUCUGACUACAUUUACGAACGGCCUCUCAAGGAUCCGGCCAAUGUCAACCACUGCAUCGAGUAUUACCUCUUUAUCGGAAGCAUUGCCGAUGAAGUCCUUCGCGCAAAACUCCUACUCUUCGCGCAGAUGACUGAUGAGCCUGCUUUUGACCAACUCCGAAGCAAGGAGCAGCUGGGUUAUGUCGUCUGGAGCGGCGCGCGCUACUCGGCAACCACCAUUGGUUACCGCGUGAUUAUCCAGAGCGAGCGCACUGCUCAGUACCUGGAAUCCCGAAUUGACUCUUUCCUGUCCAACUUUGGAAAGACUCUAGAGACCAUGACGGAGGACGAGUUCGAGGGCCACAAGCGCAGCGUCAUCAACAAGCGACUGGAAAAGCUCAAGAACCUGAGUUCUGAGACAUCACGAUUCUGGAGCCACAUUGGUUCUGAAGACUAUGACUUCCAGCAGAAUGAGACCGACGCUGCUCGUGUCCGCGCCUUGACCAAGUCAGACAUUCUCGACUUUUACAAGCAAAUGAUUGACCCUGCCUCUCCUACCCGAGGCAAGCUCUCGAUCCACCUGAAAGCUCAAGCUGGUGCACACGCCGUUGAGCUCAAGGAACAAAAAGCACGCCUGCUCUCCUUCGUCACCAAGCAGCUCGAGGCAGCUGGUUUUGCAGCAGAUAGCGACAGUCUCGGCAUCGCACUGGAGGGUGUCUCCCCCGGCGACAAGGAGCAGGUCCUGUCCGUCCUCAAAACAUUCCUCACUUCCACAUUGAACCUCUCUGAACAGCAGGUCGGCCCUGCUCUUGAAACCAUUGGGCAAAACUUCGGUUUGAUGUCGAAGCAGCUUGGUGUUGAGUCCAAACAAGGCUCUGAGGGGUCCAGCCUUACCAACCGCACUAAAGCCGCACGCCCGACUUAUAUCACAAACGUCGCCGACUUUAAGGCACGCCUGGCUGUUAGUACUGGGCCCAACCCCAUUACAAAUCUCACCGAAUUUGAGGAUUUUGAGGCCAAACUUUAGAUUUUCUUGGUUAGAUAUUUGGUAUUAGGGUAUGCAUCAUUCGCUUUGGUUCGGUCAGUGUGGCAUGGUGGUGGCUGGCGGGCUUGGUAACGGAUUUUACGAGUUGUAGAAAUAAAGUCUUGCAGUCC